CACACCAGAGGGAUGAAUGACUUCAGCGGAGUGCAGAUGGUCUGUGGACAGGAUCUGUGAGGCUGUUUGAUCAAGACUCGUCCACUGCGGGAUGAUGGACGCACUGCAAAGUUUCAGAAGGGAUUCCCCUCGGGACCUAAACGGCACCGCUGGCCCCGUAGUGGACACGGUGGCCCCUUGGAACUACAGCGAAGUCAACGCCUACAAGCUAGUGGACCGCCCGCCGUUUUCCACCACAGUGGCGAUGGUGCAAGAGUCCCGCCACCCUUUCCCCACGGUGGAUGUGCCAGACCACGCCCACUAUAUCAUCGGCUCAGUCAUUCUGGCUGUCGGCAUCACCGGCAUGGUGGGGAACUUCCUGGUCAUGUAUGCCUUCUGCAGGAGCCGCAGUCUUAGGACGCCCGCUAACAUGUUCAUCAUUAAUCUGGCUGUCACGGACUUCCUCAUGUGCAUUACCCAGACGCCCAUUUUCUUCAUCACCAGCAUGCACAAACGGUGGAUCUUCAGUGAGAAAGGCUGCGAGCUGUAUGCAUUCUGUGGCGCUCUUUUCGGGAUCUGCUCCAUGAUCACCCUCACGGUCAUCGCCCUGGACCGAUACUUCGUGAUCACGCGCCCGCUGGCCUCCAUCGGGGUGAUGUCACGGAGACGCGCCAUGCUUAUCCUGGCUGCCAGCUGGGUCUACUCCAUGGGGUGGAGCCUGCCCCCUUUCUUUGGUUGGAGUGCCUAUGUCCCGGAGGGCCUGCUCACCUCCUGCUCCUGGGACUACAUGACCUUCAGCCCCUCGGUGCGCGCCUACACCAUGCUGCUGUUCACCUUCGUAUUCUUCAUCCCCCUCUUCAUCAUCAUCUACUGCUACGUCUUCAUCUUCCGCGCCAUCCGCGACACGAACAUGGCGGUGGGUAAGAUUACUGGGGACAACACCAAAGACUCAAUUAAGAAAUUCCACCGCAUGAAGAACGAGUGGAAAAUGGCGAAGAUCGCCCUCAUCGUCAUCCUACUCUACGUCAUAUCCUGGUCCCCCUACUCCUGUGUUGCCCUGACAGCUUUCGCAGGAUAUGCUGAUAUGCUCACCCCUUACAUGAACUCUGUACCAGCGGUGAUAGCCAAGGCCUCAGCCAUCCACAACCCCAUAAUCUACGCCAUCACACACCCCAAAUACAGGUCAGCCAUUGCUAAGUACAUCCCGUGUCUGGGCGUGAUCCUGUGCGUGCCGAGCAGGGACCGCUUUGCCAGCAGCAGCUUCAUGUCCACGCGCCGCUUCACCGUCACCAGCCAGUGCUCUGAGAACAGCAACCAGCGCAGCGUCAAGCCCCGCCUCUCAUCCGUCUCCGACAGCGAGUCUGGCUGGACGGACACGGAGGCGGAACUCUCCAGCAUGGGGUCGCACCCCGCCAGCCGGCAGGUCUCCAGCGACACCCGGAAGUACACGCAGGAGAUGCCCCAGUGCAAGCCCGCCAACUCUCUCAAGGCCAAGAUGAAGGGCCGGGAGCUGGGGAUCUGCGAGAAGGCCUCUACGGGCACAUACGACAUCUCUAUGGCUGAAGUGGGCCAACUGAGUCAUAGUUCACCUUUAAUGGCUGAUGAAGGGGUGGGGCUUAAUGCAAUCUCCGGGCAGAUACCUUGCAUCCUCGUCACCGCAGAGUCUAGCCCAGCCCUCUUGCCGCACAGAUCAAGCAGCCAUGGUUCCCGCUCCAAAACAACCAAUGGGGAACUGGGGGCAAGGCCAGUCACCGUGGAGUCGCUGGGAGGCCAACAGGGUUCACUUCUCCCUUCCACGGGUCAGGUGGAAAACAUCUGAAAAAGCCCACAUCACCUUUUUGGCUCAUACGGAGCUAUACUUAUUUAUUUUUUUAAAUAUAUGAUUGUGCAAAGUUGUUAAGGGGCUGUAAUCAGCAUAUACCUACUUCCACCUGAUGACUCCAGCCACUACCUGUGUUGUGUCUUCUUGUGCUUUCCCUGUUCAAUGUAAUACUGAAAGACAUUUGCACAGGUGCAGAAAAGGUGUGUUGCAAACCCCCCGUGGGGAAGCAACCGAUAGGUUGGCGGUGAGUGGAAUGCUGGUCCCGGCUGGACUUUGUGCAUUUAGGAGGGUCAGACAGCAGGCCGUGUAAAUUUUGAAAUUUCCCUGGUACAGCUGGUCAGAUUCUCAAAUACCAGAGAUGAGAGAGAGAGAGAGAGAGAGAGAGAGAGAGACCAAGAGAAUGUGAGAGGGUGAGAUUAAUGUGACAGUUUAUCUGUUACAUUGCAGGAGUCUAGUAAAACUGCUUUCUCUGAGCAUGACCUCCGGUCCUAACUUUAGGACAAUAGAUUUAAAUAAGAAGGUCAUACACUAGCCAGUGGCUCAGUAGCCACCAUAAGCUGAGUAUUCUUGCCUCCGCCCCCACCCCCAACUUUGGGCAGCUUUAAUAGUUCUUGACCAAAAAGAGUAAAUAGGUUUAUUAUUUGUACUCGACUGCAGUCACAUUAGCAUAUUUUGCAUAUGCAUGUACGCCAUUGCUUGCACUCAAUUUAAAAAUGAGGUCUCAUGGUUACAGAGUUGACAAAAGGGCUGUUAUGUCCAGAUGUAUAAAAAUAGUCAAGAGUCGGUUGCUAUUUAAACCCCCCCCCCCAGUAUAUAACUGCUAUCUUCCCUCCACCCGGUCCUGGAUGGCUGAAAGGCUAGAGCCAUGCCUGUGCACAUGACUGCCCCAGGACUUUCACUGUGUGUGUGUGUGUGUGGGGGGGGGGGGUACAGAUUGAGACAGGCAGUGCAUAUUCCCCAGUUGAUGCCUGUGAGCCAGGGAUUGACCCCUGGAUUUCAGGAGUGGCAAUUUCAGGCUCAUUAUAACAAUUCUGUUACAGUAUCACCACUGCCACGCCCCCACGCCCCCCCCCCCCCACCCCCCACUCCCCAGAAAACCACUGGAUUUCAACUUAGAGCUCCUGCUGCUGUCGCACCUCCUCUAAUCCACACUUUUACCUGAAAUGUUGUUUACCUAUGAAAGUGAUUACAAAGGUUAUUUUAUUGGGGCCGGGGAGUUUAUUUUAAUAUUUGAAUUUUAAAUGUUUUAUUUUUCUACUGUCAUUUUUUUCCUUUGUGCGCAGGUGUGCGUGCGUGCGAGCAUGCGUUGUUACAUUCUUUAUAUCAUUUUGUAGUGUAUCCACGUGCAAUCGUGCAGGGUGUGUAUGAAUGUAAUAUAAGAUGAGCCCUCCUCACAGUGGUACAGUACAGCAACCCUGACCAAUAUGAAUAUAGUGAUGGAAAUUACAUAUUUUUGUACCUUAUGUUUUGAAAUAUUAUAUUAAAAUGUUUUUUUUUUUUUUUUGUGCGUUGUGCAUGUGUAGAAUGUCCUUUUGUAAAACGCAAUAUGAUUUCUGUCCAUGGCACCUUUUAUGUCCUUUGGAAUGUGAUGUAGACAGUCGAAAUGUACAAGAUGUGCUUAGUGCUUGCGUAGUUUAUACAUGUUGUCAACUCUCUAAUGUAUUUCAGCUUCUGAAGCAGAUAAGCAGAAUGGGAAAAGGCUGGGCUUGCUGGAGAACAACUUGAAUUGUCUUAUUCCACUGUUGUAUCAUUAUCAUGUAAAACGUUUCUAUAUAAUGUUUAAAUUUUUUAAUAUGUUCUGCCGCCCGACAAGACAAACUUUAAUUUACCUAGAUGUUGGGACGCGGUUCAUUAUUUAAAGCUUCAAAGUUACAUACAUAGCUGUUACAGAGUUUCUUGGGACUUGCAAUAUGACUAUAAUAAUUUAAAAAAAACUUGAAUUGCCAAAUUAAAAUAUGAAUGGUCGAAAUCCAAAUAAAACCCCAUUCCUUUCAUUUCUAAUGGAAAAGUAGUGGACAGCCCUGGUUAUAGCCCACUUUGGUUGGGGGAAGAGGGCAAUAACAUUCUUUGGAGAGGCAAACAUAUUUUGGCCAGCAGCUUUUGUCUAUUGUGUAAGCUGUCUACUAGUGUAAGCAUUGACUAUAUUAAUCUGGACCUGAGGAAGACAAAGGUCUGCACGUGUCAUGAAUCCCAUAUUGGUUUUUUAUGAGAACAUUUUUAAGAACAAAAGUUUUGUGAAUGAGGCCCAAUGAGAGGACAUUAUGCCAAUUUUGUUUACUCCCGUUCCACAAACCUGGCGCCUUGAUGGUUGAGGCCCAGAUGGAUGUAUUAUGCGGCAAUACGGUGCCAAAACAAACCUUUGUCCAUAUUAUGAUGUCAGCUACAUGUUUUUAUACAAGACAUUCUGAGGAACACCAUACUAAACGAGAGUAAUUACAUACAUUCUAAUGAAUCUUUAGUAAGUGCAAAAUGAUUAAAGAAAUGAUUUCUCGACCAAAGAUAUGUAAAUAAAAUGAACAUUUGUGAGAACAUAGCUUAGGAACAAAGAUGUUUGCACAAUAACCUUAGUUUUUUUAUGCCCUGAGUGAAACCAGCUGUAUUAAGUGAGAGGCCAGCCAGUGUGGAAUGAUCAAUGCAUCCCAAUUAGCUUGACGCAAUCAUUUAAAAUUCAGAAAUGGCAGUACUUUUUCCAAAAAGACAGGGUUCAAUUUAAGCACUACUCUAGGGGAUCAUAGGUCAUCACAACAAAGAAAGUACAAAAAUUUAAUAAAGUGACAACACUACUGAAUAAAGUGACUGUUACAACUAAUCCAACAUCAGCUACACAUGCUUAAAAGAGCUAUGUUAUCGUUCUGCUUCAUGAUUGGCAAAAUGCACUGACAGACAGCUAGAAAAUGUUUAAUGUACAACUUGUCCCAUUUAAGCUAAACCCACGUAACUAAAUUAUGGUAGCUUGCUUGCUGUAUAAUAAUCCAUCCAUCCAUCCAUUACCUAACCUGACAGGGUCGCGAGGGGUGCUGGAGCCUAUCCCAGCGUGCAUUGGGCAAGAGGCAGGAAUACACCCUGGACAGGGUGUCAACCUAUUGCAGGGCACACACACCAUUCACUCACUUGCUCAUACCUACAGGUAUGGGCAAUUUAGAGUCUCCAAUUAGCCUACCUGCUUUUCUUUGGACUGUGGGAGGAAACCGGAGUACCCGUAUUGCUUUACUGUAAUUCAAGCAACCCAACCAGAUUGCAGAAUUAUUUUUAUUUAUUUAUUUAUUUUAAAUGUGUAAGUCAGAUCAAUUAAUUUGUGGUUGGAAUAUCAGCUAAUAAGCAUAGACACUGCACGCAUAUAUUACAAAAACUAAAAUAGUACCCUCUGUUCUAACUGUACCAGUAAAUAUCCUGUUUUUAUUGACAACCUCAAAAAGCUCUGCAGGUCCUUGGCAUUGUUUUGUUGGCCAUGGCCCAAAGCAAGCUUGCCUGUUAGCAUGCUGCUAGCGUUAACGCCGCAAAUAUCUCAUAAAUCACACCACACCCUCUAGCCCAGCUACCAGCAAUUUAUUCUUCAUCAUAGCCUCCCCUACCAAUCUUUUUUUGUCUUUGGCAAUCAAAAGCGUGCAUUGAACUUGAAGUACACUUUAAGAUAUCUGCCUAUAGCGUGCAUGCUGACAAGCAUGCCAAUAUGAUAUUGGAUACUAGAACUGCUGCAUUGUUUAGGGAAAAUGUUCCCUUUUAUGUUAUUUUACAGAAUUGCCUUAUUUUAACCAGGGGAUGGCUUUUUCUACUUCUGUUAACGGCACUCCCCUGUUGAACGACUGAACUAUUAUUUAAAUUUUGGGCAAAGCAAAAAUUUGGAGGGGCAAUGGAGUUUCUGAUUAUUUGGUUCAACAUGCAGAAGAUUAUGGCAUCUACAAAAUCCUGUCAGGCUAAGAAAGACCAUGCUUUUAGAUUAUAAUUUAAUAUAAGAAAGCUUCAGCUAGUUCUCCUCUAUGAAAUCAAAUCUAAAUAUUUCCAUUUGAAUGUCAUUUUACACAUUAGACAUCAGUCUGUUUUUAAUUGGAACUUCAAAUGAAAGUUUUUGCAUGUAAUGUACAAAAAAUUUUAGUCAGACACACUGAGAACAUUCCAUUGCCAUAUACUGUAAAUCUACGAUACCACAAAUGACACAGUUCCUUGGAGCUGAUUAACUUUCUUUUAACGUAUUCGUCCCUGUUACAGACUAAUUUUGACAACUUGUCAGAUUGUAUGCAUAAAUCCAGUGUCUACUGUUUGUGAAGCCAGGGUGGAAGUAGGGGAAGUAAUUUCAACCGCAUUCUGUAAUAUUUGUCAUUUAAUUCAGAGCCUUUGUUGCACACAAUAUGUCAAAGUGACUUCAGCUGCACAAUUAGUCUAUUACGCUGAUGUAAGUUGUAUUUUUAUUUCAAUCUUGGUGUAAUUUAAAAUCAUGACCUGCCAUUUUUUAAAUAAAGGUAAG
Molecule: messenger RNA, 6263 nt
Organism: Anguilla rostrata (American eel)
Lineage: Eukaryota; Metazoa; Chordata; Actinopteri; Anguilliformes; Anguillidae
Product: melanopsin-A-like
Exons: 12
Coding region: 92-1798 (568 amino acids)
Biological process (GO): phototransduction; cellular response to light stimulus; visual perception
Cellular component (GO): plasma membrane
Molecular function (GO): G protein-coupled photoreceptor activity
Source: RefSeq, a predicted model, not a curated record